GGGAUGGGGACGGAGCUGGGGUGGGGGGCGGGGGGAGGGGCUGGAGGGGGGUGGUUCGACGCGGGGCGGUUGGCUCCAGACAAAUAAACAUGGAGUCCAUCUUCCACGAGAAACAAGAAGGCUCACUCUGUGCUCAGCAUUGCCUGAAUAAUCUAUUGCAAGGGGAAUAUUUUAGCCCUGUGGAAUUAUCCUCUAUUGCUCAUCAGCUAGAUGAAGAAGAGAGGAUGAGGAUGGCAGAGGGAGGAAUCACUAGUGAAGACUAUAGAACAUUUUUACAGCAACCUUCAGGAAAUAUGGAUGACAGUGGUUUCUUCUCUAUUCAAGUUAUAAGCAAUGCCUUGAAAGUUUGGGGUUUAGAGCUAAUCCUCUUCAACAGCCCAGAGUAUCAGAGGCUCGGGAUCGAUCCUAUAAAUGAAAGAUCAUUUAUAUGCAAUUAUAAAGAACACUGGUUUACAGUUCGAAAAUUAGGAAAACAGUGGUUUAACCUGAACUCUCUCUUGACGGGUCCAGAAUUAAUAUCAGAUACUUACCUUGCACUUUUCUUGGCUCAGUUACAACAGGAAGGUUAUUCCAUAUUUGUUGUUAAGGGUGACCUACCAGACUGUGAAGCUGAUCAGCUUCUGCAGAUGAUUCGAGUACAACAAAUGCAUAGACCAAAACUCAUUGGAGAAGAAUUAGCUCAUCUAAAAGAUCAAAGAAUGCAGAAAAUAGACCUAGAUCAGUCUUUAGAAGCAAGUCAUCCGUAUGACGGAACAGGAAUGUUAGAUGAAGAUGAAGAGAAUCUACAAAGAGCUCUAGCACUAAGUCGACAGGAAAUCGAUAUGGAAGAUGAAGAAGCAGAUCUGCGAAGAGCAAUUCGACUUAGUAUGCAAGGUAGUUCCAGAAGUAGUAUUUCAGAAGAUAUUCCACAGACAUCAGGUACAAAUUCAUCAGCAUCUCUUUCUUCAGAAGAGCUACGAAAGAGAAGAGAAGCCUACUUUGAAAAACAACAGCAGCCAGAACAGAUUUCCCAUCUACAUGAAACACCAACUACAAGUGAAGAUACACUUGAAACUGAUACAGGUGAUGAUAUGACUGAAGAAGACAUGCUUCAAGCUGCAAUGAAUAUGUCUUUGGAAACUGUUAGUAAUAAUUUGAAGACUGAAGGAAAACAAUAGCAGAGUGACUUUUUUAAAAAAUCAAAAAUUCAUAUUUCCCAACAUUGACUCCUUGUGCAGAUAUCUUAUACAGAGUUCAUUCAAAGAUAUGUCAGAGUAACACAAUAUUCAGAAAACUUAGGGGGAGGAAGCUUGCAAAUAAAAAUGUUAGAGUGCUUCAAGUGUAGAACUAAAAAAUAUAUCUUCUAAAUACUAUCCAAAGAGGCAUUCAACAAUUAAAGAACUAGACAAUAAUUUUCUAAAUUAUACAUUUACUCUCUUUUUUGGGAAUGGGCAAUAACCUCUUAAAAUAAGACUUUUUAAAAAACCUAUUUGCAAGCCAACUGAUAGGAUCUAGACACAGGUUUUUUUCCCCAACUGUUGAAUAAUCUGAUUUACUCCUCUCUUGCCUUCUCAUAGUUGGUUAUUUCUUAGUGCUCCAGAUGGCCUUAAUGCAAGGAGCAUCACUUGUCUAUAUUAUUCUAGGUAUGAUGUUUAAUGGGAUAAAUCAUUCUAGCCACAGCUGUGGUUUGUGUGCUCUAGUUUUUCCCCCCCCCCCUUUAUUUUACAUUGUCUCUGACUUCAGUUUAUUUUCUAUGAAGUUCUCAUAAAGGGAUCAGUAUCCUAUGAUUGGUGCAUUCCUGGAUUUGAAGGGAACCCUGAAAAAAUGAGUGUUGAGAGAGAAUAUUCAGUUUAGGGAGAAUACAACUAUUUUUCCAGGUGCUUUAUAAAUUCUUCUCUGUUAUGUCAAAAUAUUCCAGUUUUUAUAUGAUUGUCCCUAUAUUACACACCUUGAUGUCAGUUUCCUCUGUUGGGAAGGAAAAUGAGGGAAAGAAAGUAUGCAAGCUAGCUUGUGUGAAUUGUAAGACUUGAGGUCCAAGACAGUAUAAUGGACUAAUCUAGGUUACCUGGUUUAUAUCAUUCUGCAGCUGUUUUAUUAUGAAUGGUGCUUUCUGUUUUACAAAAAUUUGAAGUAUAUGGAAAUGUAGAUAAAAGCUCCCUUAACCUAUAUUCCAUUUUAAUAGAAAUAUUUUCACAUACAUUAAUCUUUGAAGACAUGGAAAAAUGCUAAAUUAUAUUUAAAAUUAUGCUGUAUCUUGAUACAUACUCUUUAGCUAGAGAUAUAAUAAUUGGAUAAAUCAAUACCAGGUGAGGUUGUAAAUAAAAAAGAGGUUUAUUAAACAUCUUUUUACAAGGGUUCCCAAGUGACUUUUUAUUGGAGUAGAAUAGUCCAUAAUUUGGGUUGAGAUUAACAGUGCCUUUUUAAAACAGGCAUUUAGUUUCUGUCAACAGCCAUUAUUUGUUUUCAUUUGCAAAAUUUUUCAGUUAAUAUAUGAAAUAGGAGUGUCCAAAUUGCAUCUCUCAAAAUUAGAACUAUAAUAAUAGUAUGCCAUUUAAAAAAAAUCAUUACAGUACUGGAUGGCUGUACUGAUCAGGGAAAAUUUUUUGCUCUAAGAUUUGUUGCUAAAUGCAACUGAAAACAUAAGAAAUGCCUUUUAUUGAUGAGGUAACUUCUACUUGAGUGUAAACUUUUUUUUAAGAUCUAUUUUGUGCCAUAUAAAGUUUUCCAAAGUGAACCAUAUAGUAAUAAGAAAAAACUUUCACUACUAAGUCUUUUAAAGCAUUCUUCAUUCAUUAAAAAAAAUUAUUUUAAAAUACAAUGAUGAAUAAUCCUGGAAAUAUGCACAAUUGUCCCUACAAUUUUGUGUAAUAUUUCGUGUCUUUUCCAUUACCAUUUCCCUUUUAAAAUCUUACUUUAAAUUCUUCAUAUAUUUGAGUUAAUGAUUUCUCUAACAUAAAGACAGCUGUUAAGAUUGAGACUUUUCUCCUAUGGUUUCUUACAAAGUAAAAGCUCUUAAAGGAAAGUAAAACACAAAGCUUAAACCUUGUAGUGCUCAAGUGAAGCAGUUUUUAAAAUGCCACAUGCCAGCCUUAACCUUAAUGCUUUUUGUUGACUCAGGUAGGACCCUUAGGCCAGAAAGUUCAGACUGAGUUAUGUAUACAUGCCAUAUGAAUUUUGUAUUUUUAAAAACAGUUUAAACUCUUAAUUAUUAAGGUUAUAUUCCUUAGUUGAAGUAACUUCAAAGAUUGCUACUUCUUACUAAUUCAGUUGUAUAAAAGAAGUUAACUAGAAAUCCUGCCUCCCCUGACCUACCUUCUUAAUCUGGCAUUCAGGGCAGUGUAAAACUUGUAAAUUUGUUUAAAAAUUUAAACCAUAUAAAAAUAUAUCAAGUCCUACCACUUUUUAGAAACAUCCUUUGUAGAAGUCAGGCUCUACAAGUUGACAAUAUCUUUAUCUCCUGCUGAGAUGAAGUUUUAUUUUUGGCAUUAAGGUAGGGAAUCUACUGUAAAUGUUUAAAAAAAGGAUUUCUAUUCUGGGUCAACAAUUAGAAUAUUAAUGUUUAAUAUUUAAACUAUUUUAUUAUGUAUAACUAGUAUUAAACAGGAUUAACAAGGUACAGAAAAGUUUUGGUUGGAUCGCUAUGAUAUUAGUAAUAAGUAAUGACAAACUUUGAAAUACCAAUGUAAUGUGUAUUUUCAGAUAAGUGCAUGACUUACACAGACGGAGGACUGAUCAGAAUUUUAAAAUUGCAGGUAGUGAAAUAACCACUAAUAAUAAAAUUUAUGUACAAAAAUAGAAAUAUUUGGAGGUAAACUAUCUUAAUAUUGAAAUGUCAAAAAGAUAAAUUUUACAUUUUCAUUUAAAAAUGUAGUAAAAUAGUUUUUUAUUCUCAAAACAUUCUGUUUUAUUACUUGAGAUGCUUUAAAAAAAAGAUCUGUCACAUUAAGAUUUUCCUAAAUUAGGGCAACAUUUUGCUAAAAAUGAGUAAUUCAAGGGGGGAAAAUCAUAUAUACUUCUUAUUAUAGUAAAACAAAACUUCUCCUCAGCUAGGAUUAUGCCAAAACAAGAAAUCAAAAACAGCGUACUCUCUCACUAUCAGUAUAUUCAAUAUAAUUUUAGUCAUGCUUGUGCCAAUUUCUACAAUAUGAAUAUGUAUUUGUAGCUUCAUAUCAGCAGAUAGGACCUGCCAGAGGAUAGAGAAAAUCUCGAUUCAGUUCUUUAAAAAAUAUAGGUAGAUUUUUUUAAAAAAUGCUUUCAUUAGGUUGAAAAACAUUGAAAUAAGUUGUCACUUUAAAGCAGAAUAUUUUUUAAUCUGAAUAAAACCUCUUGGUUUUUGAAAGGUCCACUUUACUAGUUUGCUGCAAAUGAAUUGAUUUCUAUAUUUGGGCCUUAAUGUAUGUACUCACAUCUAUAUAUGCACAUGUAAACAUUUUUUGCCUUUACUUGAAACCACAUUUCCAAACACUUGCUUUACAUUUCCUAGAAUAAUUAACUUGAUUUUGAGGCGAUAAACAUUUUGAUCCAAGAGGGUGAAAAAUCUCAGUAAAUGGAAAGGAAAAAGUAAAUGAGACUUAGUGUGACUUGGUUUUAGUUUUAUUCUUAGAUGAGUGCUUUAGAAAAUUCAUGCUUUGAAAUAUUUGCCAUUGAGUUUUUUUAAUCAUGAUUGCAAAUAGAAUUUUAGAGGUAAUUUUCACUUAAUGGUGAUUUUAAUUCCUUGGGAUUUAGAAACAUUCCUGUAACUUAUUUUGUUUGGGAAGGGUGGACCUGAGAAAGUAUUAUUUAGUGUUGUGGACUUGUUUUUGUUAACCUCUUUAUACUCUCAUCCCUAAAAACUGUAAGAAAAUUAUAUUACUGUCAUGAUAAAUUUUAAGUUUACUGUAAUCACUGUUUCUGUACUUUUAAAAUGAAAGAUUUCUUACAUUUUUACUGUUUCCUUUAAACUUACUAUGUAAAAAGAUGCAGAUGUUAUUUUCUUCAUAAAAAAGAGUUUGCUUCAUUCCUUUUCAGGGUUCAAGUGGAUCCAAAAUUUAAUCUGCCUUUUAAAAUCUUGCUGUACAAAGAAAGCCCUUUUAAUUUCUUAAUCUGGUUCUUCCAAAAUGUCUCAUAUCUUUUGAAUGUUAAUAGGUUCCCUUCUCAUAGAAGUUGGCAUGUUUAACUAGCAAAAUAAAGGAAAUAUAUCUUGGUUCUAAAACUACUUGGGUAUUUCAGACAAAGCUAUAGCAGGCAUCAGCAAAAUGCACAUGAAAAUUACCUUUUAGGUUUAAUCAGGUUAACAAUUACAUAUGUUUUUUUUUCUUUUUUGAGAAACACCAAAUAUGUUUCUUUCAUCUUAUAUAGAUCAAAGAUGUGUGUUUCUGAGGGAAGCGGGAGGUGUUGGUUGUAUGUAUAUGUGUGUGUGAACAUGUGUGCACACACAUGUGUAUGAUAGCCUAAUGUCUAAUUUUUUUUAAGAGAAAAACAUAAAAACUUGAAAUGUGAUUGAUUUCUAUACCACUGGAUUACUAGGUAAUAGCUUUUUAAAACUCUGUAUAAAUGGAAAUUUUAAAUACAAAGAAUUUAUGGAAAACAUAAAAGCAAAACAUAUUGUUUUGACCAUGGUAGAAGUGCACUCUUGACAGUGCUGUUUUCUCAGGGCCCAACUGUGCAGCCCCUUAGUGUAUGUGUGCAACUCCAUCUGAUUUUAUUUGGAACUUUUAACACACAAAGGUUUUCAUGUCUGGUCCUUAGAAAAAGUCAGACUUCCAAAGCACUGUUUGAACAUUAAGGAUUCUAUCUUCUUUUUUCUUUUUUCUUUUUUUUUUGGUGGAUGAACAACUCAGUUGUAUUUUAAAUAUCAAAAGUUAUUAAAUAAAGAUUACUCUGCUUUUUUUACA
Monodelphis domestica (gray short-tailed opossum) is the source of this 5852-nucleotide messenger RNA. RefSeq names its product ataxin 3 (gene ATXN3). Gene Ontology annotation, biological process: protein deubiquitination. Gene Ontology annotation, cellular component: nucleus. Gene Ontology annotation, molecular function: cysteine-type deubiquitinase activity. NCBI's taxonomy places the organism in Eukaryota, Metazoa, Chordata, Mammalia, Didelphimorphia, Didelphidae. The record is from RefSeq and is a predicted model, not a curated record.